Protopolystoma xenopodis is the source of this 2376-nucleotide messenger RNA. NCBI's taxonomy places the organism in Eukaryota, Metazoa, Platyhelminthes, Monogenea, Polystomatidea, Polystomatidae. The record is from the annotation of a GenBank genome assembly.
AUGCAAUCCACGAGACGUCUUCUCUCUUUUCAGGUGAAACGGGCUGAGCUUUCGUCCAUAAAUAUGAUGGACAUGAUGGACAUCGACAGAGCUGGGAGUCAUUCUUGUAAAAUUCUCAAUUAUGUUACCGGACUGGGAAAUUCAACCACCUGUACCUUCAACUGCGAGAACACUCUGCUCAUCACUUCGGGCGCAAACUGUCUCUUUCUUGUAUGGAGCACCCAGACGGGCCAUCUCCUCAAGGUGGCCACGCAGGGCACGGCAGAGAGCCUGUUCGGCGGUAUCACCAUUCCCGCUGCCUUCGUAGAGACGUCCCCUACAGGGCCACACAGUGGCGAGGAGGUCCGAUUCGGCGAAAGUAACCCCGAACUACACGAUUUGUUCGGCCUAGGCAGUACAGCCGGAGGCAUCGGAAGCAAUAGUCUAGCAACGACAGGUAGCAUGGGCGUAGAAUCUCUGCUGAUCGUCUGCCAUUUUCCCGAUGAAAGUGCGCCCAAUCAGGGCAGUACAUCGGAUCAACGCAUGUUCAUCACCUGUAAACUCUACCACCUGGACGCAAUGACCCGACCCGAUGACGAUCUUCUUCGACUCGGCGCUUGCCCUCAUGACCCCGAGGAUCCUGACACCGUGAUUGUGAAAACGAGACCGUCGACUUUUGACGAUUUUGAUCCACUUGCGCCGAUCGUCUUUUUGCCGGCGCAAAUCUCUCUUGAAUACGUCCACUUUGAUGCUAUAAGCAGCCAAGUUUUGGUGCAUUGCAAGCGUUAUGAAGCCUACGAUCCGGACAGUCUCUUGCUCUGCGACAUCGAUGAGCCCGCCACCCAACCGAUACAUAUUUGGUCCGGUAAGUCGACACCAAACGCCCAGAAUCUGGGUGCCUUCAUCACCACGGACACCAUUCCCAACUGGCUGGAAGCUGUUUUCUCUGGCCCUGGUGAGCCGGUCACCAGAGCCUAUCGGCACAGUAGUCAGUCGAAAUUGUUGGCCAUCAGCCUCUUUCGCACAACGCCAGACGAUGGCAGCUCAGAUGGGCCCAUCUUUCUGCAAACCUUUCUGGAUCCCCAAAAAAUUGAGGACUAUAUGCCCAACUUGGCGAUCCCACUCCCCUCGGGCGGUGGAUAUCUGAAGGAGUUCGGCAUCUUCUCGCCGACCCACGGAAUGCUGGUGUUGGUGCAUCUGGACGUCUCGAAGGCCUACACGUUGACUCUGCGUCUGAUCGUCUUCCCCCCGGACGGCAGACCACAGGCCGUUGUCGACGUUUGGGGCGGCGUUGAGUGGUCUUUGGCUGGCAUCGACAAAUCCGUCCAGAAAGUGGCCAAAAGGGUGGGCCUAACUCGCUCCGUGGGCCAUCUGACCCCGGCUCUGUUUGAGUUUCGCGGACCAGCCCACCCCAGUCAUAUACUUGUCGGACUGACUGAGUCCCACUUCAACAUGUACUCAGUUACCCAAAACAACGGCCAACUGGUGCUCUGGCUAGGGGCCAUGCUGAUAAUAGAUCUGGGAUAUCCGGAAGUACCGCCGGACGACCCUCGAAUGGCAGACAGAGCCAACUUUCCUUGCCUCCUAAACGUGGUUCCGAUGGACUUUGGGCCUCAGAUCUGUAUCAUGCCGGACCGUGAACACUUGGUCAACUAUCGACUGCACAUCUACCGCCUGGAAACUGGCGAGUUGGUGCGAGAUUUGGCCGGAGAGCUCAACUUCCCAGUGGCAGACUCCGGUCUUUUGGAACGGUUGAAGAUGGCAUUUCACGCUGUCACUGAGCAGGAGCCCAAGUCAAUACGUGUAGCUGGGCCUUCCGUGAAGCCGUCACAGACGUCGUGGGGGGGAGAUGAAGAGGAUGAAGAGGAUGAGGCCUCGGGUCCUGAAGACCUGGAGGCCAAAGAUGCCGUACAGCUCGAGGAGGAAGAGAGGCUCAGCCUCGAGCGUCAGGAGGUGGGCAAGGAUUGUCUCUACCUGCAGCAGAUGCGCCUGGCUCUGGAUGGCCGCAUUCUGUUGGCCAAACGGCAUCAUCCCGAAAUGCUCAUUCAGUUGAAUCUGUUCACAUCGGAGCCCCACAGCUCGUCGUCUUCCUUGAUGGAAGACGAAUUCGGCGCUGCUCCACCGCGUGUUUUGAUGGCGUUUGACCUUCAACGAGGCGUGCAAAGGGCCAGCUACUUUUUUGAGAAUGAACCCUACACAAUUUGGCUGAGCCGUACCGGAAAAACCUUGGUUAUCGCCACUCCCUAUGAGUAUAUGCUCGGUAUGGACAUUUAUCUAGUCCCGGAAGAAGACGAACAAGAAAGUGGAGCAGGCAGAAUAGGACUUUUUGCCAACAUCUUUCCAAGCGAUGAGGAGGAAGAAGAGGCUUGCCAGUCUCAACGUAAGUUGAUCAUGUGA